AUGGCUGUCCCAUCAGCCAUUUCUCUGUUGGAUCUCCCAGCAGAGGCAGAGCACAGCCCCCCUCGCCACGUCCUAUCUCCACAGCGGCCUCGAACUAUGGCGGCAGCAGCGGGCAGUGGGACGGCAGAGCGGGUGGCUCGCAACCUGCGCCACACAAAUGCAGGCAACUCGCCGCAGCGCGUGCAGGAAACGCACAAGUCUGACUCAGAAGGUGGGCAGUUUCAAAACCCGCAGGACAAUGUUGCUAGCAUCAGCCAACAGGAUGUCCCCACGAUUCUGAGCCAGGGGAUGGACGUAUCACCGCAGGCGCCCAUGUUGGUUGCAAUGCCUGUGGCUGAGCAGAAUAACAUCAUCGAUGUGUCAGAGCCGGAGCUUGUUAACACAAAAACCGACGACGAGCUCACCUCCGAGCACGUCGGCCGCACCUCUUCCAAGCUGGCCGCCUUCCGGGAGAAGACGGAAAAGCUGCGGAAGUACGAUCCCACAGAUCGGAAGAAGAAGACCGCCAGGUGGAAGAAGCGGAAGCUCGGCGCCACCCUUUGCAUUGGCAACCGCCGCAUCCCCAGCGAGGGCAAGGGCAAGAAGAAGUCGCGGGCGGACAGUGUGGGCAAGGUGGACAAGGUCAUGAUCGCCCUGGACUGCCUUCACAAGCCGAUGCAGGACGAAAAGCAGGUGGACCGGGUUCUCGCCUGGAUCGACAGGGCGGACGCCGCCCAGCGCGCCUACGUGGAGCGGCGCAAGGCAGAGCCCCCCAAGGUCACCAAGGUCAAGAAGCCGACGGCGCAGGACGUGGCGGACGCCCUCAACAAGAACACUGAGGCGUUCAAGACGACGGCUUGGCGGCCCAAGGAAACUCCCUGCCCUGUCAACGGGGACCAGCCCACCGAAGCCCAGGACCAGGGGGCAGAGGAGGGCGCGGGUCCCCUCGACGACGACGACAACGAGCUGGACGAGCGGGAUGUGGAGCACGAAGCCGCAGCCGAGAGCGCCCACGAGGACGAAGAUGCGGAGGACGACGCAGACGACUUCCCCCAGGAGAAGGCCGCAAAGCCGGACCCCGCAGCGGCAAAACCCUUGACGCAGCCUGCGGUUCAGAUCUCCGCAGCCCACAGCUCCCCCCAGCGGUCCUCAACCCCCGUCCAGUCAGCACCUGCGCAGACCUCUGCACCUCUUGAGGCCCCUGCGUAG
This is a messenger RNA of Klebsormidium nitens, 1188 nucleotides long. Lineage: Eukaryota; Viridiplantae; Streptophyta; Klebsormidiophyceae; Klebsormidiales; Klebsormidiaceae. The record is from the annotation of a GenBank genome assembly.